This is a messenger RNA of Choloepus didactylus (southern two-toed sloth), 3060 nucleotides long. RefSeq names its product cold inducible RNA binding protein (gene CIRBP). The coding region runs from base 196 to 774 and encodes 192 amino acids. The transcript is spliced from 7 exons. Gene Ontology annotation, biological process: positive regulation of mRNA splicing, via spliceosome. Gene Ontology annotation, molecular function: RNA binding. The record is from RefSeq and is a predicted model, not a curated record. Lineage: Eukaryota; Metazoa; Chordata; Mammalia; Pilosa; Megalonychidae. Gene Ontology annotation, cellular component: spliceosomal complex.
GGGGCGGGUCCCGGCGGCGGCGGAUAUAAGGCCGGGCUCCGGCGCCCCCCCUCACUCGCGCGUUAGGAGGCUCGGGCUGUUGUGCUGCGUCGGUGUCUUCCCUCCUGCGUCAGGGACCUGCCCGACUCAGUGUGCGUAUAAAGCUAGUAUAAAGCAGCGCAAGGGGAGACCGAGGCUGUGUCCGCGGCGGGCGCCAUGGCAUCGGACGAAGGCAAGCUGUUCGUCGGCGGGCUGAGCUUCGACACCAACGAGCAGUCGCUGGAGCAGGUCUUCUCCAAGUAUGGACAGAUCUCCGAAGUGGUGGUCGUGAAGGACAGGGAGACACAGCGGUCGCGAGGGUUUGGGUUUGUCACCUUCGAGAACAUCGACGACGCCAAGGACGCCAUGAUGGCCAUGAACGGGAAGUCGGUCGAUGGCCGGCAGAUCCGAGUUGACCAAGCCGGGAAGUCGUCGGACAGCCGGUCCCGCGGGUACCGGGGCGGCUCUGCUGGGGGCCGGGGCUUCUUCCGCGGGGGCCGAGGACGGGGCCGUGGGUUCUCCAGAGGAGGCGGGGACCGGGGCUACGGGGGCAGCCGGUUCGAGUCCAGGAGUGGGGGCUACGGAGGCUCCAGAGACUACUACAGCAGCAGGAGUCAGGGUGGCGGCUACGGAGACCGGAGCUCCGGCGGGUCCUACAGAGACAGCUACGACAGUUACGGUAAGGCCGGCUCCGAGGGCGCCACGCUGCGUGGCCCGCGGUGGGAGCCCGGUGCCCCUCGGCGCCCCCGCGAGUGACCUAGGCUCAGUCAGACCGCAGCACCGUGCCUGCCCCUGAGGAACCAGGCCGUCCUCUCGGUGCCAGGAGCCAUUGCUAUCUCAAAACAAAAUCAAAACCAGAGCCGAGCACGAGUCCAGAAGGACAGGGAGAGAGGGAGCCGCCUGCGUGCAUGUGGGGGCCGGAGCGGCCCCUCCGCCGGGGGGUUGGUGCUCGGAGGCCCAGGCCCCCCUGCAGGCCCGGCCCCGGGGACGGAAAUACUGCCUCUUGUCGCUGACCUCGGUGCCUUUACACUGUACUUGCUUCUUGUCCUCAGCUACACACAACGAGUAAAAAUCCUUCCUGCUCAAGAUCGUCCUUCCAAUGGCUGUAUAUUUAAAGAUUUUGGGAGCUUCGCUGAAUCGUUAAUGUGUAGUGAACACACCUCCUUGUAUUUUCACUUUUGUAGUUACGUCAGUUCUGAUCUUGUCCAGCCCAGCCUGACAGCUUCUGACCCUGAGGGCCCCGUUAGGAGACUUUUUUUGGUUUCAUUUUAUUUUUUUUGAGGAAGCGCUGUCCGUUUUUAAAGGUUUUAAAAACGUCUUGAAAAGCACUUCAGAUUUUAUUUCUUUUUAUCACGAGCCACGUGUUUUUUUAAAUCGUUGGGGUUUGCGUGGAUUUUUUCCCCUUUUUUUGGGGGGAGGUUGGUUUUUUGUUUCUCUUUCUGGUGGGGUUGGCCCCGAUCCCCUGCUCGGAGACUCUGAGACGGACAGGACCCUGAACCCACCUUUCUCAGAAGCUGGGCGAGCUGUGGCCUCUUCCCCGCUCUGUAAACUUCUGAGUGUAGCUGGUAGGAGGGCAGCCCCUGCCUGUCCGUCCGUCUGCACGAGGUACCUCCACUCUUUGCUGUACCCAACCCUGGUAACUCGCAGGCGUUCCCGAGAGGUUCUUGAAAAUGUUUAUUUAUAUUGUCCUUUUUUACUGGAAGACGUAUGCAUAUUCCAUUGCUGUUGUAUUUGAAGUGGAUAAGGAAUUCUUGUACGCAGUUUUUCUUUGGCUUCACGAAGCCGAUUAAAAGACCGUCUGAAACGAACCAUGCUCUUGACAAUUUCCCUUUCAUUGCACAACACACUGCCUGCCGCGGGCUCGUGGCGGCCAGACCUGAGCAGACAGGGCAGUGUGAGGAGCGGCGGGCUGCGCCCGUCAUCAGCGGGGCGAGUGAGGUGGGCGACGGGGCGGGCAGUGCCGACGCCAGGCAGGCCCGGAGGGUGACGGACGUGCAGAACGUGAGGCUCACCCCGACGAGCAGUCUCAGGGGCAGGCCGGAGAGGGCAGCUCCCUGCCCGGGGCGACCGCGGACGGACGGGACGGGACCGAGUAGCUAGCGUGCCGUUGCGUCACGAGUUCUGAGCGUUCUCUGCUAGCCUUUGGAAGCCGCGGCCCCUUGGAGAGCAGCUGUGUUCUGCACCCAUCAGACCUCAGAGACGAGAGCUGCUCCCUGGGUUAGCUCCUAUGUGGAAAUAGCCCUGUGCUCCGAGGUAACGCCUUCUGCUCCUGCCCGCCUCCCUCCUCUUAUCGAGACCUCGUUGGAAAGUAAAGUCACACACCCGGGGAAUGUUCCUUUGACUGGUUUUUUGUUUUUUCUUUUUUUUUUGUCUUAACUCGAGCUAGAACUAAAAGCCAGGCCCCAGCCGCCCACCCUCCCCUGCUGCGGCCUGGGGCCCCGUCACGCCUUGCUAGGAGGCAGGAAGGGGCCACCGCACGCCCUGCCUUUCGGACUUUUUGUUCAUCCAUCGACAGCCUUUUCCAGACCUCCUUAAGCCACUCCUAACCAUAGCGUUGUCCGAUGUCUCGCUGCUGCCAUCGGUUUUCCCCAGAGCCCACACCGGUGCCGGGCAGCUCCAACCCCGCGGGAAGUGGGCUCUGCUUACGGGUGGAACGGGGCCCGGGCCUGUGUGUCCGCUGGCCAGCCGAGGCCCUCCCAGGAUCUGUGGAUGGUUCUGGGGAGGUGGGGAGGGGCGGCCGCGAGCCUGCUGGCGGGGACCUCGGGUGUCACGCACCUUUGCUUUGGCAGGGUGAAGGGGAUGAACUGCAGCCCAGGGAGAGGCAGCUUGGCCGCACCGAUGACCGUCCCGGGGGGGACUUCACCUGCAGCCGUUCGACGGGAGAGUAAGAUCUGGAGACUGCACCCACCCGCCACUGGUCACUUGUGCUUUGUUGGCAAGGAUAGUUCCAAGACAGCCGCGGGAGGCCGGCGUCUUGUAAGGUGGACAGUCGUCCCUCUGGACGGGCAUGGAAAGUCUGAAUAAAGGGCUGUGUGUCACCCA